AUGUCGGGAUUGAAGGAUACUUUGAAAGGUGGAUGGCAUCCAAAAGGCAAAGAUGGGAAAUCCAAGGAAAGCUGGAAAGGUGAUUUCAAGGGGUUUAAUCAAGUAGCUGGAUGGAUGGGAAAAGGUAAAGAUCCAAGAGAAGAAGCUUUAGAACAUAACUCCACACCUCUAUCUUCAUUGAGAGAUCCUGCAUCGUUCGGCCCGCCGCCAAAAAGUGUUAAAUAUCAUGGAGCUGCCGCUUUACCACCUCCGACCAGUCUAUCGAGUUCAGCAAGAUCGGACACAGGAGGGUUGGGUGCUCCAAUACCACAAAGUGAAAUAAGAGCAAAACAAGAGGCAGAGGAAGAAGAAAGAAGAAGACAAGAAGAAGAAGCUGCGAAACCUAAACCACCGCCAAUGCCAUACCGUGCGAAUACUACAGGAUUAUCUGUAUCACAUUUACCACCACCUCCUGGAAGAAAGGAUGGCGCAGAUGGGAGAACGCCGCCUAUGCCUCCUACAGCUGGUAAACCUAAACCUCCUGGCUUACCACCAAGAUUGCCACCGCGACAAAAUUCCAAUCCGGGAUCAUCGGCUCCUUCGCCUCCUCCUACAUAUGGCGCGGCUACAUCUGAAGCGGAUCCACAUAAAGGUAUAUUGAAUCAAGGGGCAUUGAGUAGAUUGGGCGCAGCAGGAGUAUCAGUGCCUGGAUUUGGAAUUGGGUCUACAAAAGCAAAACCGGCCCUACCACCACCCCCUCCAUCCCGAACAUCUACAAAUAAUUCAUCCCCUCCACCUCCGCCUUCAAGGACAUCUUCACCACAACUACCUGCACGAACAUCCUCACCUCAAAUACCAUCCAGAUCCUCUUCACCACAGGUGAAUGAACUUCAAUCUCGGUUCUCUCGGCUCACAUCCUCGCCAUCAUUAUCUUCCUCAUCCCCCAAGCCCCCACCUCCAUCUGAAGGAACAACCUUUGCCCAAAAACAAGCAGCUCUGAAAACCGCAUCCGCAUUUCACAAAGAUCCCUCGUCCAUCUCUCUAUCCGACGCCCGAACCGCCGCAAGCACCGCGAACAAUUUCAGAGAAAGACAUGGAGAACAAGUGAAAUCAGGAUGGGCAUCUGCGAACAAAUUAAAUACAAAAUACGGAAUUGCUGAUAAAGUGGGAUCGUACGGAGGAAUCUCACAGGGGAAAGAUGCUUCGACUAAUGGACACGAUGGGAAUAUGGAGAAUUCAUCUAGUCCGGUUGGAAAUGGAUUAAAUGGACAAUCAGUUUUAGGGAAAAAGAAGCCGGCUCCUCCCCCUCCCCCUAAGAAGAGGUCAGAAUUGGGUGCUCCUGGGAAUGGGGCACCGCCGCCUAUACCAAUGGCGACUAAGCCUAAGCCUAUGUCCUCUCAUCCCGCUCCCGCCCCGUCUCCCUCACCACCACAAUCACAGUAUACCCCCACUGAUCUCCCUCUCUCGCUUCAAACCCUGUGGUUCGCCCAAAAUCCCCCCACCUUCCCACCUCCCUCCAUCACUUCUCUCCCAGGCACUCGCUCUCACGCCUCGUGUAGUAGCUGGACUUCCAACGGUCCUCGCAAAACUCACACUUUCAUUGGUGUUUUACGUGAUAACACUAACCUUUCGACUACUAAGAUUAAAUUAGUAUGGGAUGCUAGUGAUCCAGGAAGAACAGUGAGAGCGGAGCAAAGACAUAUUGCACCGCCCGGGAAGUUGGGGCAAAGGGAGUUGGAACUUCAUGGAGAUAGGUAUGGAGAGAGUGUGGCUGGAUGGUGUGAAGCGCAGAUGGGGACACAAGUGGGGAAUGGUGAGUGUUGGACUUUGGCUAAUGAGGGAUUGAAAGCUGUUGCGCGGGAUUGUAAAGAGAGGGGCGAGGAGGGGUGUAUGAGUAGUCAGGGAUAUGUGCAUGGGUAUAAGGUUUUCGAGUUUAAGAAUGGGAGGGUGGAAGUUGGAGGGGGAGUUAAAGAAGCGGGGGUUAGGAGAGGUGAUGUGGUGCAAUUCUUGGAAGCGCAUUUUAUGGAUAAUAGAGGAGGUCAGAAGUGGGCGGGGGCGCCGGAUCAUACUAGUGUCGUUGUUGGGGUCAAACCCAAUGGAGUCCUAGAAGUCGUAGAACAAAACGUGGGUGGGGUGAAGAGGGUUAUGAGGGGUGAAUAUAAUAUGGCGGAGUUGGUGAAGGGGGAAGUGAGGAUUUAUAGAGCGGUGGGGGAGAGUUGGGUGGGGCCGUUGGAUGUGGAUUGGUGA
Molecule: messenger RNA, 2226 nt
Organism: Botrytis fragariae
Lineage: Eukaryota; Fungi; Ascomycota; Leotiomycetes; Helotiales; Sclerotiniaceae
Product: putative altered inheritance of mitochondria protein 3 protein
Exons: 4
Coding region: 1-2226 (741 amino acids)
Source: RefSeq, a predicted model, not a curated record